GCUGAAAGAAAGAAUCAAAGAACCGGGGAAUGACACACAGCAGGAGCAAAGAGCAACACGGUAACUCUAUGACGGUUGCCAAGAACUAGGAAGACAAGAGGCCUCAUAUUCCCCUCCUUUAUUUUUCCUUUGUUUGACGGCAGUAGCGGUGUGGGAACGUACUGAUACAGGAUCUUCCUUGCAUGUGAGCGGAUGUUUCUCCUGGCCAUUCUUCUCAAGUCCAGGCAAAGAAGAGAUUCCCACCCAUAAAAGAGGAAACAAAAAAUAGUUAUAUACUUGGGCAGGUGAAAGCAUGGUUUGCAUGAUAUGCACUGAAAACAGUGACCAUCAUUUUUUUGGACCACUUGUCAGUCUGAAUUUGAAAGAUGGAUGCCAAUGGAUCGAUGGCGGAAUUCGAUGCUCCAACGAAUCCAAUGGUUUCUCCACUUCUUACUGAUCUCUAUCAAUUCACAAUGGCUUAUGCAUACUGGAAAGCUGGCAAGCACCUUGAACGAGCUGUGUUUGACUUGUUUUUCCGAAAGAAUCCUUUUGGUGGUGAAUAUACUAUCUUUGCUGGCUUGGAAGAAUGUAUUCGAUUUAUUGCUAAUUUUAAGCUUAAGGAGGAAGAAAUUGAUUUCAUUCGCGCUGUCUUGCCUUCCACAUGUGAGGUUGGGUUUUUUGAUUACCUUAGAGGAAUAGACUGCUCAGAUGUGGAAGUGUACGCAAUUUUGGAGGGCUCUGCUGUUUUCCCCAAGAUUCCUCUAAUGAGAGUUGAAGGACCAAUUGCUGUUGUCCAACUCCUAGAGACACCCUUUCUGAAUCUAAUAAAUUAUGCAUCACUGGUUUCUACAAAUGCUGCAAGGCAUCGUGUUGUUGCAGGGAAAUCCAAGAGUCUGCUCGAGUUUGGACUUCGACGAGCCCAGGGACCUGAUGGUGGAAUAAGUGCAUCGAAAUACUGUUACAUUGGCGGAUUUGAUGCAACUAGCAAUGUUGCUGCUGGAAGAAAAUUUGGAAUACCACUUCGAGGAACACAUUCCCAUGCUUUUGUCAGCUCGUACACGGGCCCAGAUGAAAUCAUAGAGAAAGCACUUCCAAGGUUUGAUGGUUCUUAUGUCUGUGAGGAUUUUGUCAGUCUUGUAGAGGCUUGGCUCAGUAAACUUCAGACAGCUGGUUCAUUAUGCGGUGUUUUUAGCGAGACCAACCUGAGUGAGUUGACUGCUUUUACAUCAUAUGCACUGGCAUUUCCAAGCAGCUUUCUUGCCCUUGUGGACACCUAUGAUGUGAUGAAGAGUGGGAUACCCAACUUUUGUGCAGUUGCGUUAGCCCUCAAUGAUUUAGGGUAUAAAGCAAAAGGUAUUAGGUUGGACUCUGGUGAUCUAGCCUAUCUGUCUAUUGAGGCUCGUAAGUUCUUCCGUGCUAUUGAAAAAGAAUUUGGAGUUUGUGGUUUUGGAGACAUGACAAUUACUGCAAGUAAUGACAUUAACGAGGAAACGUUGGAUGCCUUGAACAAGCAGGGACAUGAGGUUGAUGCCUUUGGCAUCGGCACCCACCUUGUAACAUGCUAUGCUCAAGCUGCCCUUGGUGGUGUCUUCAAAUUGGUGCAGAUAAAUAACCAACCUCGUAUUAAACUUUCUGAAGAUAUCUCCAAGGUUUCAAUACCAUGUAAAAAGAAAUGCUACCGACUGUAUGGUAAGGAAGGUUAUCCUUUGGUAGACAUAAUGACUGGAGAAAAGGAAUCACCUCCAAAGGUUGGUGAGCGGAUUUUGUGCCGCCAUCCUUUCAAUGAGUCUAAAAGGGCAUAUGUGGUACCAAAACGUGUUGAAGAACUCUUGAAGUGCUACUGGCCAGGAAAAUCAGGUAAACAAAGGGAAGAGCUGCCUCCACUUUCAAAGAUCCGGGAGCGAUGCAUGCAGCAGUUAGAUCAAAUGCGACCAGACCACCUACGAAAGUUGAACCCAACUCCUUACAAGGUGAGUGUCAGUGCAGAGCUGUAUGGUUUCAUUCAUUUCUUGUGGCUCAAUGAAGCACCUGUAGGCGAGCUGCAAUAAGGAUCUUCAUGUUAGGAGCAACCUUUUAUCCAUCACCAAAAACCUGAGAGGUUGCAUUGCUUUGUUUCUAGUUUAUGCUUUCCUUUUGAAACCUGAUUGCUCCUUUGUCGCCAAACCAUUUUAAUGUGCAGAACAUGAAAAAAAUAGUUCUUAAUUGGACUCUGUCGUUAAUUAACGAUUAAUUGCAUCCACUUGUAACUGCUCUCCGGAGAGCUACAACAAUACAGUUAAUAAUUAGUCGUCCUUCCUAAGGUA
Nymphaea colorata (pocket water lily) is the source of this 2282-nucleotide messenger RNA. Its product is annotated as nicotinate phosphoribosyltransferase 2-like. The transcript is spliced from 16 exons. Gene Ontology annotation, molecular function: nicotinate phosphoribosyltransferase activity. Lineage: Eukaryota; Viridiplantae; Streptophyta; Magnoliopsida; Nymphaeales; Nymphaeaceae. Gene Ontology annotation, biological process: NAD+ biosynthetic process. Bases 366 to 2027 code for a protein of 553 amino acids. The record is from RefSeq and is a predicted model, not a curated record.